This is a messenger RNA of Cadophora gregata, 639 nucleotides long. RefSeq lists its product as uncharacterized. NCBI's taxonomy places the organism in Eukaryota, Fungi, Ascomycota, Leotiomycetes, Helotiales, Ploettnerulaceae. The transcript has a single exon. Gene Ontology annotation, molecular function: FMN binding; oxidoreductase activity. Gene Ontology annotation, cellular component: cytosol. The record is from RefSeq and is a predicted model, not a curated record. Bases 1 to 639 code for a protein of 212 amino acids.
AUGUCUCAAGCACCUAUCGACGCUCAAGCGCCCAAGAAGAUCGGAAUCAUAAUUGGCAGCACACGCCCUAACCGCAUCGGCGACCAAGUCGCAGCCCUCAUCAAAUCCACACUAUCAGAAGCAUCAACCCCAAACUUAACUCUCUCCCUAGUCGACAUCGCAGCCUUCAAUCUCCCUCUCUUCAAUGAAGCAAUCCUUCCCGCUCAAGUCCCUGCCCAAGGAGAAUUCGCCCACGAGCACAGCAAAGCGUGGAAUGCCGAGAUCGCCAAAUACGACGGGUACGUCUUCGUGACUGCGGAAUGGAAUUUCGGACUUCCUGGAGUGACGAAGAAUGCGAUUGAUUACUUGUACCACGCUUGGAUCGGGAAGCCAGUGCUGAUUGUUAGUUAUGGGAUUAUGGGGGGCAUGUCGGCAAGUGAACAGUUGAAGAAGACGCUGGAGGGGAUGCAUUUGAGGGUUGUGGAGACGAGGGUAUCUCUCACAUUUCCUGGUGCGGAUCCUGCGAAUCAUAAUAUGAGUCCUGGUUUGAUUGGAGCGAUUGGUGGAAAGCUUAUAGAUGAUGUGAAAGAGAAGUGGAGGGUUGAUUCGAAGGAGGAGCUGUUAAAGGCUUUUGGGGAGUUGAAGGAGAAGCUUGUUUAG